Pan troglodytes (chimpanzee) is the source of this 2432-nucleotide messenger RNA. It is a transcript of the gene SEL1L2, whose product is annotated as SEL1L2 adaptor subunit of ERAD E3 ubiquitin ligase. Gene Ontology annotation, molecular function: protein binding. Bases 536 to 2350 code for a protein of 604 amino acids. Gene Ontology annotation, biological process: ERAD pathway. NCBI's taxonomy places the organism in Eukaryota, Metazoa, Chordata, Mammalia, Primates, Hominidae. The record is from RefSeq and is a predicted model, not a curated record. Gene Ontology annotation, cellular component: endoplasmic reticulum membrane. The transcript is spliced from 21 exons.
AGAUUAAAGCAUUGGUACCAUACAUUUUUAGAGAAAUGAAAAAGCAAAAAAGUCAGACAGAAAUUACAAUGUAUUUCUGUGAAGCUGCAUCACGCAUGCCUGCCUCCCCCUCUACCUUCCCUCUACCUUUUCUGCCUUUGCCACCCCUGAGACAGCAGGACCAACCAGCCCCCCAUCCUCCUAAGCCUAUUCAAUGUGAAGACAAUGAAGAUGAAGACUUUUGUGAUGACCCACUUCCACUUAAUAAACACUAUCAAAGCAGAAGAACAUAAUAAAAGACAAAAGGAAAGAAAUGUCACCACACAGGUAUCAGUGAACGAAAUCAAACAAUAUUUAUCACACAUAUUGGAACAAAGAACAUCUAGUAAUGUAAUCAAUAAAAGAGAAAAUCUCCUGGAGAAAAAGAAGAAUCAACGUAAAAUAAGAAUAAAAGGAUUUCAAAAUAAAGAUAUCUUGAAGAGAAAUAAGAAUCAUUGGUGAGAAGAAAAGAACAGGAGAAGAACUAUGAAAACAGCAGAUGUGAGGAGCAAGAAAGAUGGUGAUUGGCUGCGCUAAACUGAAAAUACAAAAGCAAGCAGAGAAAAAUUUUACAGAUGAAGGAGACCAGCUAUUUAAGAUGGGCAUCAAGGUUCUCCAGCAGUCUAAAAGCCAAAAACAAAAAGAAGAAGCCUACCUACUUUUUGCCAAAGCAGCUGACAUGGGAAACUUGAAAGCUAUGGAGAAAAUGGCUGACGCUUUGCUAUUUGGAAAUUUUGGCGUGCAAAAUAUAACAGCAGCUAUCCAAUUAUAUGAGUCCUUGGCUAAAGAAGGAUCAUGUAAAGCCCAAAACGCAUUAGGAUUUUUGUCUUCUUAUGGAAUAGGAAUGGAAUAUGAUCAAGCUAAGGCACUGAUAUAUUACACCUUUGGAAGUGCUGGAGGAAACAUGAUGUCCCAGAUGAUUUUGGGGUACAGAUAUUUGUCGGGAAUCAAUGUUCUACAGAAUUGUGAAGUUGCCCUAAGUUAUUACAAGAAAGUGGCAGAUUAUAUUGCUGACACAUUUGAAAAAAGUGAAGGUGUUCCAGUGGAAAAAGUGAGACUAACGGAAAGACCUGAAAAUCUGAGUUCUAACAGUGAGAUUUUGGAUUGGGACAUAUACCAAUACUAUAAAUUUUUGGCAGAAAGAGGAGAUGUUCAGAUACAAGUCUCUCUUGGACAAUUACAUCUAAUUGGCAGGAAAGGUCUAGAUCAGGAUUACUACAAAGCAUUACACUACUUCUUAAAGGCAGCAAAGGCCGGGAGUGCAAAUGCCAUGGCAUUUAUAGGAAAGAUGUAUUUAGAGGGGAAUGCUGCCGUGCCGCAAAAUAACACUACUGCCUUCAAGUACUUUUCCAUGGCAGCCAGUAAGGGCAAUGCAAUCGGCCUUCAUGGGCUUGGUCUUCUUUACUUUCGUGGAAAAGGAGUUCCCCUGAAUUAUGCCGAAGCACUUAAAUACUUUCAGAAAGCUGCGGAAAAAGGGUGGCCCGACGCACAGUUCCAGUUAGGCUUCAUGUACUACUCUGGCUCUGGAAUAUGGAAGGAUUAUAAACUUGCCUUCAAAUAUUUUUACCUGGCAUCUCAGAGUGGGCAGCCCCUCGCCAUUUAUUAUCUGGCCAAGAUGUAUGCAACAGGAACAGGAGUAGUAAGAUCAUGCAGAACUGCUGUGGAGCUUUAUAAAGGUGUCUGUGAACUAGGCCACUGGGCUGAGAAAUUCCUGACAGCUUACUUUGCCUAUAAGGAUGGUGAUAUAGAUUCUUCUCUUGUUCAGUAUGCACUGCUUGCAGAAAUGGGGUAUGAAGUAGCUCAAAGCAAUUCAGCAUUCAUUUUGGAAUCUAAAAAGGCUAACAUUCUUGAAAAAGAGAAGAUGUAUCCAAUGGCGCUUCUCCUAUGGAAUCGAGCUGCCAUUCAAGGCAAUGCAUUUGCUAGAGUAAAAAUUGGAGAUUACCAUUACUAUGGCUAUGGGACUAAGAAAGACUAUCAAACAGCAGCCACACACUACAGCAUUGCAGCCAACAAAUACCACAACGCGCAAGCCAUGUUCAAUCUGGCUUAUAUGUAUGAACACGGCUUAGGCAUCACAAAGGACAUUCACUUGGCCAGAAGAUUGUACGACAUGGCUGCUCAAACGAGUCCAGAUGCCCACAUACCUGUGCUCUUUGCCAUCAUGAAACUGGAAACUACGCAUUUGCUCCGGGAUAUCCUGUUUUUUAAUCAGUUCACAACGAGAUGGAACUGGCUGAAACUGGACAACACCAUUGGAGCACACUGGGACUUAUUUGUGAUUGGCCUCAUUGUUCCUGGGCUGAUUUUGUUGCUUAGAAAUCACCAUGGGUAGGAUGCAGAUCACAGGAAAACCUGCUCACGGCAAUCAGUUCACUCCAAGGUAUCCCCACUAAAUAAACAGUUUCCCAUCCAAA